Brassica rapa (field mustard) is the source of this 826-nucleotide messenger RNA. RefSeq lists its product as uncharacterized. NCBI's taxonomy places the organism in Eukaryota, Viridiplantae, Streptophyta, Magnoliopsida, Brassicales, Brassicaceae. The record is from RefSeq and is a predicted model, not a curated record.
GAGAACUAUAAGGCCCCAAAACCAAUUAAACGUAAAACUGCAGAUUGUCACUUCCUUCCCCCACGAUUUAACUUCAAGCUAGAGGAGGAGAGGAACCCAGAAGAAGAAUCACUAUCAUCAGUUCUUUCCAAGUUUGAUUUGUAACGAAAGAUUCUGCUUCGAGCAGUGAAAGCAAAUCUGAAGAAGCAGCGAACAUCCUCCAGAUGGGAGAUACUUCAUUCCUCGAUAGAAUGCUUCUCCACCUUCGCUCCACUUGCAAGUACUACAGUGGUUACCCUAAGGAUCUCGGGCCAUCGCGUGUUAUCCAUUUUACUUCGGAAAGAGAGUUUGUCCAGCUCCUUCACCAGGGCUAUCCUGUGGUUGUCGCAUUCACCAUUAGAAGUAACUACACACAACAUCUUGACCGGAUGCUUGAGGAAGCUGCUGCUGAGUUCUAUCCCAACAUCAAGUUCAUGCGAGUUGAAUGCCCCAAGUAUCCCGGGUUCUGCAUAACUCGCCAGAAAAGUGAAUAUCCCUUCAUUGAGAUAUUCCAUAGCCCACAACAAGCGGGUAAUGAAGGAAAGGUCCAGGAUCCGAAUAUCACCCGGUACUCUGUGAAAGUCGUACCUUACAAUUAUGACAUGAGUCCUUAUGGGUUCAGAGAGUUCUUCAAGCGCCAGGGGGUUCGUACUUCGGAUCCGAAGUGAUGCAACUUGAAGGUCGGUGCGUAUUCAAAAAGCUUUUGAGUGUAUCAAUGGCUUCUAUGAGCUACCAAUGACUGUUUUUAAGAACUAUUGUAAUACUACUUUUUCCUUCAAAAGAAAUAAACAAAAUCAUUUCUGAAGUA